AUGUCAGCUAAAGAUUUACCAAAAGGAGGAGUUAAUAGGGGUGUUGUUAUACCUUUAAUAUUCUCAUGCCCUAAAUAAUGUGAUUGUCAAUCUAGUAAACUUAAAAGAUGGUAUCAUAAACCAUGUGGAUAACCUGCAUUCAUCAGUGAGUAUGGAGAUAUUUUCUGUAAAUAUCACUUAACAAGCUGUUAUGGAUAUUUUAUUAAAGAUGCUAAGUUUUAAUGCAAUGUAGCAAAGAAAAAUAAUUCUUGGUAUUCCUAUAAGAGUAUGCCAGAGAUUUUGAUGGCAUUGUCGUUUGCCCUAAAAGCAGUAGAAUUAAAUGUGUAGGAAGGUGUUAAUUCAUAAUAAUUUACGAUUAAUAUCCUUGAUUAACUAAGGAAGAGAUGGUAUAGUUGA
Paramecium octaurelia is the source of this 396-nucleotide messenger RNA. The record is from the annotation of a GenBank genome assembly. Lineage: Eukaryota; Ciliophora; Oligohymenophorea; Peniculida; Parameciidae.